Messenger RNA from Staurois parvus, 898 nucleotides. The record is from the annotation of a GenBank genome assembly. Lineage: Eukaryota; Metazoa; Chordata; Amphibia; Anura; Ranidae.
AUGGCCGCCCAGGGAGAAGUAGAUGAGUUGUUCGAUGUGAAGAAUUGGUUCUAUAUCGGAAGUUACCAGCAGAGCAUUAACGAGGCUCAGAAAGUGAAGCUUUCAAGCCCUGAGAAAGAAGUAGAAAGAGAUGUGUUUCUGUACAGAGCAUAUAUAGCACAGAGGAAGUAUGGCGUAGUUCUGGAUGAAAUCCGCCCAAAUUCCAGUCCCGAGCUGCAGGCUGUGCGCAUGUUUGCAGAAUAUCUAUCCAAUGAAAGCCGGAGGGAUGCCAUUGUCUCUGAACUGGAUAAGAAGAUGGCCAAGAGUGUCGAUGUCACCAACACAACCUUCCUGCUAAUGGCAGCUUCAAUUUAUUUCCAUGAUGGCAAUACUGAUGCUGCACUGAGAGUUCUCCACCAAGGAGAAAGUCUGGAAUGCUUGGCAACAAUAGUCCAAAUAUUGCUGAAAAUUGACAGACUUGAUCUAGCUCGCAAAGAACUGAAGAAAAUGGUUGAGAUGGAUGAGGAUGCAACACUAACAACUUGCAACAGCAUGGGUUAAUAUUGCUAUGGGUGGUGAUAAACUGCAGGAUGCCUACUAUAUAUUUCAAGAAAUGUCUGACAAAUACUCAUCCACUCUACUGCUACUGAACGGACAAGCCACGUGCUAUAUGGGACAGGGCAAGUGGGAAGAUGCAGAGGGGGUCCUUCAGGAAGCCCUGGACAAGGACAGCAGCCAUCCUGAAACUCUGAUUAAUUUUAUUGUACUCACUCAGCACAUUGGCAAGCCACCAGAGGUCACGAAUCGUUAUGUAUCUCAGCUGAAGGAUGGACACAGAAAUCAUCCAUUUAUUAAAGAAUUCCAAGCUAAGGAAAAUGAAUUUGAACGCCUUGUCCUUCAGUAUGCUCCCAGCUCAUGA